AUUUGGAAAUUUAAAAUCAAUUUUAAACAAUACUUGUUCUAAUUAUUGUAAGACCCAAAAAAGUAAUUUUAGGAUUUAAAGAUUCUGGAUACAGACUAUAAAUUCAUUAUUAGAAAUAGACAAAUCAGUUAUAAAUAAUCGUAUUAUUUAUGAUGAUUGUUUAAGAACUUAAUUGCGUCUUAAUAAAACAAUACAAUGGAAACACAUCCACUAAACAAGGCGCAUCAGCAGCAUAGACGAGCCGAGGCACAUUUAAAAAAUAAUAAAUAUGAUGAUGCCAUGCAAUGCCAUCAUAAUGCAGCAGAAUUACUCUUAGAUGCAAUGAAAUCUACUUCAUCUUCAGUAGCUCUCGAGUCAAUUACUUUGCAGCAUAGUUAUCAUCUAAAACAAAAAGACCUUAUACAGAGUAAGAAAGAACAAUAUAUACGAGUUAAAAAGGCUAUGGAUAUCUUUAAAAACAUGAGCAAGGAUUCACAAGUAAAUGUUCCUGGCGAACCAUCAAAAGUCCAAGUUGCAAUUUAUAAAAACCUUAAUGAUUCAGAAACUCUUCUUUAUGAGUUAUCAUCUAAUCAAGAUGCAGGUGAGAUUAAAGAUUUAGCUAAAUUGAAUGAAGGAAAGGCAGAAAAAUCUCAAAAAAUUGUAAUUGAAGAAUUACAGACCUUGAAUCAUAGCUUGCACUCAUUGGUUGAACAAUUAGUUCUACAAGUUGAAGUUUUAAAAGAUGAGAAUAUGACUUUGAAAGAAAGAGUGAACUUUCUAGAAAAGGAGAGAGUAAGGUAUCUAAAUAUUUCACAAGAUGAGAUUACAUUGAGUGAUGAACCUACCCGAGAUAAUUAGAUUCAAUUGUUAUAUUACUAUAAUAAUAUUAUUUGUUAUUACUUUGUAUAAAUGCUACUUUGUUCGUACAUUCAUGCUUGGCUUUGACCUGUUUUAUAUAAAAAGAUGGCAUGGUUGCACUCUGUACAAAAAUUGCUAUUGUUAAUACAUAGUAAGAUGUGUUAUUUUUUUGUUAAAUUAGUUAAACACUUCAUUUCAGAUAGUAUGGGGUACUAUAUUCUUUUUUUUUACAUUCUUGUAAAUAAAAGUCAUCUUUAAGCUUAUUUUUUGUAUUACACAUUGGUUUUACAUAAAAAUAAUAUUCUUAACUUGAAAUGUAAAAAUAAUUUCUUGAACUAAGUCUAUAUUUAUCCUAAAACAUGUACACUUUAACAAAUAACUAGAAAUAUGUAGGUAUGUUAACAAGUUUUUUGGUAACAAAAAAUAUACACCAGUAUACCAUUAAACAUUGUAAAUUGUAAUAGUUAAUUUCGAGUUAUAUUCAGAUCUUUAAAAACAUUUGAGGUACAACUUAAUAUUUCAAAUUUUGUGAGUUAUCUCCUUGGUUAAAAUAUAGUAAUUGAAGGUAAUUUCACAUGAAGUUACUUUUUGACAUGAGUUUAAUUAACAUAACCUAAUGUUAUAAAUGACCUAGACCUAGCAAAUAGUCAUAUUCAGAACUAUUACUGCCACUGCUUAUGCACUGGUUUACCUGAAGUAAAGA
Pieris rapae (cabbage white) is the source of this 1540-nucleotide messenger RNA. Its product is annotated as nuclear receptor-binding factor 2-like. The transcript has 2 exons. The record is from RefSeq and is a predicted model, not a curated record. Gene Ontology annotation, biological process: autophagy. The coding region runs from base 196 to 837 and encodes 213 amino acids. NCBI's taxonomy places the organism in Eukaryota, Metazoa, Arthropoda, Insecta, Lepidoptera, Pieridae.